This is a messenger RNA of Bipolaris sorokiniana ND90Pr, 2038 nucleotides long. RefSeq lists its product as uncharacterized. The transcript has 2 exons. Lineage: Eukaryota; Fungi; Ascomycota; Dothideomycetes; Pleosporales; Pleosporaceae. Gene Ontology annotation, molecular function: oxidoreductase activity, acting on paired donors, with incorporation or reduction of molecular oxygen; heme binding; steroid hydroxylase activity. The coding region runs from base 1 to 1830 and encodes 609 amino acids. The record is from RefSeq and is a predicted model, not a curated record.
AUGAUGGUCGUUCAAGGGAUUCAGAGCAGCCUCUCAUUAUGGCCCAGCUUGAAAGAAGCCUUGUAUGAACCUUUUCAAGACCAGUACAUCCCACAGAAUGAGUCUGUCAUUCAGACUUCCGGCCUAGAAAUGACUCCGAGUUCAUGGACGAACAAUCUUCGGCAGAUUCUGGUCGCAAGCACCAUAUUAGCCAUUCCCUUCAUCCUCAACUACUUAUUCACACUAUCACUAUACCAUUGGACACAUAUGCGAAGGAAACCGGGGCAGACACCGCCUGAGUAUCCUGCAAUGCCCAUCAUAGGAAGCACCAUCUCGUUCCUAUGGGAUAGCGCUUCCUUUGUGACGAAGGCUACGACAUACGCCGGCAAGCUAACCUGUGUCCGUAUUUCAUUGCUCAUCAAUGGUAUCUAUCUUGUCUCCGAGCCCAAGGCCAUUGCCGACAUGUGGAAGAACCCAAACCUCUCCAGCCCCAUCUACGUAUACACUGUGGGAUUGCGUUAUAUUUUCGGCAUUCACGAAAAAGGAAUCGAGGCCUACAUGGCUGACGAUUCGGGGCCAUAUCGCAAGCCUCAUCCGUACAGCAAUGUCGAACCACACAACCGCAUCGACUUUCUCACCCAUGACGCGCUGCUUCGCGGGCUGACGAGCAACUCGAUGCUACCGACAUUUGAACGGUUUCAAACCAUUCUCAAACGAAACCUCGACGCCGAAGACAUUGGCUAUGAAUGGAUCGAACAGCCCGAUCUCUUCGCCUUCUUCCGCAACACUGUCGGCAAGGCAGUCCUCGAAUCCCUCUUCGGCCCAUCCCUUCUCGCCAUCAACCCAAACUUCAUCCAAGACCUCUGGGAAUUCGACGAACAAGUUGUCAACCUCGCCAAGCGCCUUCCCCGCUUCCUAGUUCCCAGCGCCUACCGCGUCCGCGAGCGCCUCCUCGCCCAGAUCCAAAACUGGUACAACUACGCGCGCCAGCACUUCCGCGACAACGGCGCCCAAGACACCCAAUGGGACCCCUACUGGGGCUCCAUCAUGAAUCGCGAGCGCCAAAGCAUGCUCCUCAGCAUCCCGGGCCAAGACGACGCCGCCGUCGCCUCCACCGACCUCGGCCUCAUCUGGACGUCCAUCACCAACGUCGUGCCCUCAACCAUGCUAACCGCCUUCCACAUCUUCUCUGACCCCGAUCUCCUCUCCCGGAUCCGCACCAGCAUCUCCGACUCCAUCUCCCACAACCCCACAUCAGGCUUCGACGCCUCCAUGGACAAGCUCCUCCAAAAAGACCUCUUACAAUCCGUCUACGCAGAGACACUGCGCCUCUACGUCCAAUCCUACAUUACCCGUUGUUCCGCGCACGAGUGUGUAGAUGUGGGCGACUGGACACUGCCUCGCAACGAAGUCAGCAUGGUGAGUUCGUACGUCGCGCAUAUGAAUACUUCGCUUUGGAAUGAGCAAGAUGGACGCCACCCCGUCGGUUCCUUCUGGUCCGACCGCUUCAUUCUCGACCCUGCAGACCCCUCAUCCGGGCCUUUGAAUCCUUGCACCCCCGAAGCCCGCGAUAUCCGCGCUAAACUCGCGACUAAGGAGUCGCAUUUUUCCGCAAAGGGGCUGGCGGGUGCGUGGAUACCGUAUGGAGGCGGUUUCAGCGCUUGUCCGGGCAGACUGUUGGCGAAGAGGAUUAUUCUGUAUACGUGUGCGCUUUUGGUGAGCGAAUUUGAGGUCGAGGUUAAGGACAGGGGGUUUGAGAUGGAUUCGUCCGGGUUUGGACUUGGGACGCAGAAGCCGAAGAUGAAGAUUAGGUUUAGGAUGAGGAGGAGGGGGAGGGGGGAAGCAAGCUGAGGGGGGGACUUCUUGUGACUUUUUUCUUGCAUUGUAUAUGUGUAUGAUAGCUUUCUUCUUCUCCUUCUUCUUCUUCUUUUUUUUACUCGAAUCGACAUAAGAGUCGAGGUCAGGCAGGAACCGGGGUUUGGGUAGACGACUUCGAUAUGGGUCUUGUAGUAAGAAGAGUGUGUGCUGGUAGCCUAUUUUUAUGUUCAUGAGUGCGACA